AUGGAGGGUGACUACCUCGAAUUAGGGAAUACUGCUUCAGCACCAGCUUAUGCCGAAAGAAAUAAAUAUGCAUUUGGCUAUCAUGAUGUUGAAUACUUGGUGCAUACUGUUUCUGCCAAGUGUGUGAAAGCAGACCCAAAGAAGACUGCUGCAAUGUUAGAUUGGCCAACACCAUCUUCUGUUAAAGCUUUGAGGGGGUACUUAGGUCUGACUGGGUAUAACAGGAAGUUUAUACCGAAUUAUGGGCACAUAGCUGCUCCUUUAACCAAUAUCCUUAAGAAAGAUGCCUUUCACUGGUCUAACCAAGCUGAUCUAGCUUUUCAAAAGCUGAAAUCUAUUGUGGCUGCUCCUCCUGUCUUAGCUCUCCCAGACUUUUCUAAAACCUGUCUUACUGAAUGUGAUGCAUCUGGGAUAGCAUUGUCUCACCCUUAUACUGCCUCUAAGGUGGCUGCUCUCUAUGUUCAGCAUGUCCUAAAGCUGCAUGGGAUGCCUACUUCCAUAAUUAGUGACAGAGAUCCAAGCUUCACCUCAGCCUUUUGGUCAGAACUGAUGACAUUGCAGGGAGUGCAGCUUGCUAUGUUUUCUGCAUAUCUUCCUCAAACUGAUGGGCAGACAGAGGUGGUAAAUAAGAGCCUUGAACAUUAUUUGAGGUCAUUUGCUGGAGAUAGACCUCAGGAGUGGGUUGAAUGGGAACAAAUACUAUCUUUGCUAAAACAGACUCUGAUGUUGGCUCAACAAAUUAUGAAAAAGCAGACUGACAAGCAUAGAUCUGCAAGGUCAUUUCAGAUAGGGGAUUGGAAUUCAUCCUGUGUUCCAUGUUUCCUGUUUCAAGAAGAAGGGUCAAGGUGUAUCUCCUAUGAUCACCCUACCAGCAUCGUCACCCCUGAACCAAUAGCUAUUUUACAGGAAAGGGUGCACCUGCUCAGAAAUAGGACCAUCACGGAGGUCUUAGUUCAGUGGCAAGGCUGUGCUCUUGAGAAUGCUACUGGGGAGAAUUUGCAUGCCUACAAACAAAAGUUUCCUCACCUUGUGGACAAGGUUCUUUAA
Molecule: messenger RNA, 1047 nt
Organism: Quercus lobata
Lineage: Eukaryota; Viridiplantae; Streptophyta; Magnoliopsida; Fagales; Fagaceae
Exons: 5
Coding region: 1-1047 (348 amino acids)
Biological process (GO): DNA integration
Molecular function (GO): nucleic acid binding
Source: RefSeq, a predicted model, not a curated record